Formica exsecta is the source of this 765-nucleotide messenger RNA. RefSeq names its product 10 kDa heat shock protein, mitochondrial. Lineage: Eukaryota; Metazoa; Arthropoda; Insecta; Hymenoptera; Formicidae. The record is from RefSeq and is a predicted model, not a curated record. Bases 216 to 530 code for a protein of 104 amino acids. Gene Ontology annotation, cellular component: mitochondrial matrix. Gene Ontology annotation, molecular function: protein folding chaperone; protein-folding chaperone binding; metal ion binding. The transcript is spliced from 3 exons.
AUCGAAUGCGCGAGAUACCGCGGCGCACGGUGGAACUCGGAGGAACCUUCGUGGAGAGGAACCUUCGAGAAUAUACCACGGCUCUACACAGCUGCACAGCUCUACUCCGUGUGCCGGUCGCAGUUUAGGUUACACAACGUGUCUGUGAGAGCGUGCGUUCACGUCGUCCGGCUUCGACCGAUAUUACUUUUGUGACUGCCAAAGAAAUCGCGAUUAUGGCUGCUGCCAAUGCUGUGAAGAGGCUUAUUCCUCUUUUUGACAGAGUCCUUGUACAAAGGGCCGAGGCUAUAACCAAAACGAAAGGUGGCAUUGUGUUGCCAGAGAAAGCGCAAGCAAAAGUUCUGCGGGGCACAGUUAUCGCAAUAGGGCCUGGAGCAAAGAAUGAUAAAGGAGACCACGUGCCUUUAAGCAUUAAGAUUGGAGACAUUGUAUUACUUCCGGAAUAUGGUGGCACAAAAGUCGAACUUGAGGAUAACAGGGAAUAUCAUCUGUUCCGCGAAUCGGAUAUAUUAGCCAAAGUAGAAGUUUAAGUUAUUCAUUGACUUUAACGUUCCCAGUUUUGUAAAUGCUACGAACUAUUCCACAACCUCACAAACUAAUUUGCAGCAAGAAGUUAUAUAAAGUUUUAAUAUAUCUUUGAAGGUUAAUUGUUUGAUCUAAUAAAAAAACUUCAAUUUUUAAAGACUCUGUUGCUGCUAAAGUACCAUUAUGUUUCUCAUUCUAUGUGUACAUACAAUUUUCUGAUAAAAUAAAGCAUUUGUCUAC